This is a messenger RNA of Xenia sp. Carnegie-2017, 711 nucleotides long. RefSeq lists its product as uncharacterized. The record is from RefSeq and is a predicted model, not a curated record. Lineage: Eukaryota; Metazoa; Cnidaria; Anthozoa; Malacalcyonacea; Xeniidae. The transcript has 4 exons. The coding region runs from base 51 to 554 and encodes 167 amino acids.
UACUUCUGGAACUAAGGACGUCAACCAAGACAUUUUUCUCAAAUUCUGGAAUGAACGAGGAAAAAUGGCUACCAUGUUACGAGAGAUUUGUCACAUCUGUGAUUCAUCUCUCGCAGCUCGACAUCAACCUCCACAAAGGGGAAUUUUAUUUUCACUUGAACCUCACAUCGCCAGGCGAAAUCAUCUUGAAGUAUUACGAUUCCAAAAAGGUGAUGUCGUUGCCGCUGACUAAAAGCGAAUACGAUUGCAUAUGGGCUUCGAACUGGAAUGAACGAAAGUCGAAACAAAUGAAGAACAGGUUUCUUUUUUUGAACUGUAUUGUGAGAGGCCAAGCAGGCAAAGGGUUUGAACGCAGACCAUGGAGGUACAUAAUGGUAUUCGAUACAAGGCACAGACGGCAAAGUAGCAAGGACUUGAAUACGGAGCUGAGCCCGCGGACGAGCAGUGUAAAUGCAUUCACGAUGUUCACAGAUUUAAGCUCGAAGCCAUUGACUAUACUUGAUGUAAACGUCGAAGUCAUUCGUAGCCAUGUAAUCUGCAUGCCAGGUCUCUGAUGCAUCCACAAACGGUACCAGCGAGGGAUCGUCAUCUACAUCAACAUCGAACUCAACCUCGUGUGCAAACGAUGAAGAAGGAGACUUGGACAGUGGUGAUGAUGAUGAUAAAUUCGAUCUUCCUGAAGAUUUAUCUCCUACCAAGAAAGCUGCUCGU